AUGGACCCUCAUGUUUCAAUCAAAAAAUCACAUCUGGACACGCUCCUUCGCAGGGCGGAGUUGCAUAGCUCGUCUACCGAUUUUGAUGCUUCUUCGAACGUUAUGACGGUUACCAUCCCGAAAUCGGAGCACGACCUUCUUCUUCGUAGAUCCCGCGAAUAUGAUAAUUUGAAGCAGGCUCUGUACGAUGGAGGUGUAACCGAGGAAGCUCUUGAAACUUUGAUAAGCGGCCCUGGAAAUUUGGAGGACCAAGGGGAGUCAUUCGACAGUACCAUGGGCAGCAAAGCCCCAACUGAGAUUGGACAUCUCCCACGCCAUCCUUUACACUCCAUCUCGAAUGAUCCGAUUAGCAAGAAUACUACCCCUAAUGACAGUUGGCCUCGGAAUUCUGCGGACAGGGCUCUAAGGGUUCAUACUAACAGCAAUGGACGUCGAUCGAGCCUCGAAAAUGAUGUGACAUCCUUCCCGAGCGACGAAAGGGAUGAUGGAGUACAUCUUGGCAACAUCCAGUCUAGGCAAGACCGCCAGCAGCCUUCAAAUUGUACGGAAAACCGUACUCUCCUUCUGAAAGGUCUCCCCGAGCGUGCAACUCACCGCGAUAUUGUUGCCGCGAUUCGGGGUGGCGCGCUGGUUGAUGUUUUCCUACGACCCAGAGAGCGUCAGGCAAGCGUCUCUUUUGCUGAGGGUAAAUCUGCCCAAGAAUUUUUGGCCUUUACUAAACGCCAGGACCUUUAUAUUCUUGAUAAGCUGAUUGAGGUCACUUGGAAUGAACGCCAAUUUUACCUUCCUGGCCUUGUUGCCGGCAAGCUGGCGAAUGGAGCUUCACGUAACCUGAUAAUCCGUUCAGUGCACCCCAAUCUGACAGAAUCCAAGAUUCGUGAUGACUUGGAACAUAUCCAUAACCUGGUAGUGAUCGAUAUCACUUUUGAUAAGGGGAAUGCAUAUAUCUCGACUAACUCAGUACACAAUGCCUUGUUUGCACGAACUUGCAUGAUGUCUCGUUUGGCGUACAAGGGCAUGAAAAUUGAGUACUACCCGGAUGAAUGUGCUGACCCGUUGCCGAAGGUGCAGUAUGUGCCGAAGAAAGUUGCGCCACAACCUCCAGCUAGGAAACCAGCUCCAAUGACCAACCGUUUUCAGAUGCUGAACAUGGACGGGGCUAACGACUCCGAGGGCGAAGAUGAACUGACGAGUAGUACCUCUCUCGGUGGCAACCUAAGCUGGGCCAACUCCAGCAUUGCAGUUUAG
Messenger RNA from Blastomyces dermatitidis ER-3, 1248 nucleotides. RefSeq lists its product as uncharacterized. Gene Ontology annotation, molecular function: nucleic acid binding. The transcript is spliced from 7 exons. NCBI's taxonomy places the organism in Eukaryota, Fungi, Ascomycota, Eurotiomycetes, Onygenales, Ajellomycetaceae. Bases 1 to 1248 code for a protein of 415 amino acids. The record is from RefSeq and is a predicted model, not a curated record.